This is a messenger RNA of Oppia nitens, 2653 nucleotides long. RefSeq lists its product as uncharacterized. Lineage: Eukaryota; Metazoa; Arthropoda; Arachnida; Sarcoptiformes; Oppiidae. The record is from RefSeq and is a predicted model, not a curated record. The transcript is spliced from 3 exons. The coding region runs from base 227 to 2491 and encodes 754 amino acids.
GGAAUUCCCUCCUUUUGAAAAGUUACUCUAACUCUAAAUAUUGUACAAUAUUUACAGUACUAUUAAACGUGAAGUACAAUAGCGAUGAUAUUGUUGUGUAAAUAUUGUGUACUAUUUAUGUGAUAAACAGUCAUACGAUUGACGAUUGCAUUGAAAGCUAUGUUUACGGAAACACAACUCAAUACGCGUUGACAUUAUUGACAAUUAUCACCACAUUUGAUGACAUAUGGCUCAAGAAGUCAAUCCAAAUGAUCAUCAAAUGGUCGAUAAUAUGACCAAUGAAUGCAUGCAAUAUAUGAACAUUUCAUUAUCAACUGAUAGCAACAGUGCCAUCGACUCUCAAGUGAUGUCUUCAUUGUCUGCAAUGAUGUCAUCCAUUAAGGAAGAGACACCUGAUUUUGCUGUCGUUAAGGACACACUCGAUGGUCAUAAUAAUGAUACUAAUACUGACAACAUUGCUAUGAAUAAAGAUAGUGAAGACAACACUCAUAUUAAUGGUAAUUAUGAAGAAGAAAAAGAAGAUGCAAUCGAUAAUUGCAAUAAUGAUAAUUCAAAUGUUAUUAAUAUCAAUGAAAUGGUUGAAAAUACCAAUGAAGUUGUGUCUAUUCAGACGGACAUCAAAGAUACCACUGAAGCCACAGUAGAGGCCAUUAGUCUACAAAAUGAUGAGCUCUUGAAUGAAAUAAAAAUUGUCAAAAGUUUAGUUAAUUUGUUAGAAAAUUAUAGAAAUUUAUUGAAUUGUUGUCUUAAUAGUUGUGACAAUUGUUCCCAAAACCAAGAGAUUAGUGUUAAGUUUACUAAUUUGGAAACUAAUUACUCAAAAGACUUGAUUUUUGCCAAAGAGUUGAUUAUUAAUUCUUCUUUUCACGAGAAGACCAAAAGAUUGUUUGCUAACAGAAGAAGGAAUAAAAAAUAUAAGAAAACAACAGAAACUAAAUUAAUUGAUGAAUAUAUUAGUAAUGACGACAAUAAUGAUGUUGUAAUUGAAACAUUAGACUCUGAUUGUGACCCAAUUAGUGAUGUUGUAGAUGGAGAUAAUGGAGUUUUACGACGAAAUCGAAAAGUAGUUAAAAAAGUGACAAAAAGAGGACCGAAAAAGAAAAAGAGAGGCAGAGGAAGACCACCGAAGUCUAGUUAUACUCAGCAACAGUCGUUUAAUUCAUUUAGUGGUAAUCUUAUUGAAGAGAUCGACGAAAUAAUAGAUAAUUUUGAUGAAAUAGAUGAAGUAGUAGAAGAAACAAAUGAUAAUACUUAUAAUCCGAAGAAAACUAAUACGAAGCCCACAAAAACACCACAGAAAAGGGGUCCCAAAAAAGGAUUUAAAAGAGGCGUUACUAAAGCAAUUAAACCGAAACGCAAUAAAUAUGAAAAGCUUUAUAAGUGUGAUGUCUGUGAUUAUACUCAUCGAAAGUUACCUAAUUUGGAGUCACAUAAAAAUAAAGUGCAUUUAAAUAUCAGGCCCUUUAAGUGCGAUAAAUGUGACAAAAGUUUUACCGGUAAACCAUUUCUUGAUAAACACCGGCGCUUUCAUCAAGAAAAUUAUCACUAUUGCGAUUGGACUGACUGUACGUUUAAAACAAAAUAUAUGAAUAAUUUGAAAGAACACCGAAUGAGACACGAAAAGGACAGACAGUUUCGGUGUGCGUGGCCGGGAUGUGGGGCUCUCUUCUAUAAUAAUAGAGAUCUUACACAACAUAUGAAAUCACAUGAAGAACAACGAGAUUAUCGUUGUGAUUGGCCCGGAUGUGAGGCCACAUUUAAGCGACACACAUACCUGAGCCGACAUAAACAGCUUCAUAUUAACCCGGAUACAGCAUUUCCAUGUAAUUGGCCGGGAUGUGAGAAAAGUUUUAAUACACGCAAAAAACUAGAAAAUCAUUCGGCAACACAUACUAAACAAUUACAGGCAAACACACAAACAUUUCCCGAAGGAGCUCCCAGUGUCACACAGUGUGUGUUACCGAUUGCCACUCCAACUACAAGCUCUCAAAUGUUAAGCCCUCGAAAACCUCAAAUAAAUGCAACGAGUGUUCAAUUAUUAGCCGCUAGAAGUAUAGCUCAGGCGGCAGUUAUGAAUGUUAAUAAUGGUCUUCAAUCAAAUCAAUCACAUGAAUCAAUGGUGCCAACAACAGCUAAUUCAAACAUUUUACAUCAACAUCAUCACAACCAUCACCAAUCACAUCAGUCACAUCAUAACCAAAUGUCACCUCAACAACAACAGCAUCAACAACACCACCAGCAACAGCAGCAACAACAUCAUCAACAACAACAACAACAACAUCAUCAUCAAAUGCAUCACCAACAGCAUCAUCAUCAACUACAACAGCAACACAUACUACGAGCCGGACCACCCACACCAUCCAUCUCUCCAUUAACACAAUAUCCAACUGAUUUGUCACAACAAAGACCUCUUCCUCACUCAGCAACAACAGCACAGUUAUCAUCCAAUCCAUGGCUUCUCAAUAGUUUUAUUAAUAGACAAAAUAUUUGAUACAAAUAGUUGGCUCAAUUUAUUCGUCACUCACUGUUUAACUCACAUAUCUUUUCAAAGUCAACACUAGUUAUUAAAUUUUUAAAAUAUAAUAAAAUUAAAACUUAUUUCAAUUGACUUUAUAUACAGAUCACGAAAAUUAUUGUUACGGUAAUGUUAACA